UUAAACCCCCGAAACUCCACCUUCCGGGCGCGCGGCGCGGAGCCGGGCGGUGGGAAUGGAGCGAGCAGAUUGAGGCCGCCACUGCAGCGCCGCCAGCAUGAACUUGGCCGCUAGCUGAAGCGGCCGGCGGCGGGCGGGCGCGGGGGCACCGGCCGCUAGCCAGGGGGUGAUCUGCAGCCGGGCCGGGCCACUCGGCGGGCACCUCAGGCCAGGCUGCCCCGCACUGCCGACCGCCAACCCUCGGACACUGCCCCCGCCGCCUCCGGAGCUCCGCAGCACGCCCUGUGUCUAGGUCGUUUGGGAAGCGCCUUGGAGAGUCAAGAAUAAAAUUGCAGGUCAAACAAUGGAUGACUGGAAAAGUCGGCUUGUAAUCAAGAGCAUGCUUCCCCAUUUCACCAUGGUGGGAAAUCGUCAGGAGCCCAGAAAGCUCCAGGAAUCGCCACAGGGAACCAUCAAGAGGAGACAGGAAGGAGACAAUUUCCAGUUUCCAGGCAUGGCUGACGGGGGUUACCCUAAUAAAAUUAAGAGGCCCUGCCUUGAAGAUGUCACCCUUGCUAUGGGCCCAAGUGCCCAUCCCAGUACCCCCUGUGCAGAGCUGCAGGUCCCUCCGUUAACAAUGCAUCCUAGCCCUACAGCUGUAGGAGUCACUAGCCAGUCAUUACUACUCGAGAAUAAUUCCAUGAACGGCAGCAUUAUGGAUUCACCAUUUGUGGUGCCACCAACUGCAGAAAUGGGGCUGAAAGAGCCCACCGUUCCUUACUAUGAGAAAAUCAACAGCAUGCCUGCUGUAGACCAAGAACUUCAAGAUCUGCUGGAGGAGCUAACGAAAAUUCAAGAACCUUCUCCGAAUGAGCUGGAUCUUGAGAAGAUACUGGGAAGCAAGCCAGAAGAGCCACUGGUCUUAGAUCAUCCCCAGGCAACUCUAGGCACGACUCCCAAGCCUUCGGUUCAGAUGCCGCACUUGGAGAGCCUUGGUUCGGGCAAGGAGUUUGCCUCCAGUUGCAGCCAAGUCACUGGCGUGUCACUUCAAAUGCCACCCUCCUCUACAGGGGUCAGCUAUUCGAUCCCUUCUACUAGUAAGCAGAUGGUCUCGCCCAGUUCUUCAACAGUACAGGCCAAGAACCAGGUCCAGGCCAUGCUCCCUGCCACUUUGCCCCCACUUCCGGUGCCUCAAUGGCAUCAUGCCCACCAGCUGAAGGCAUUGGCAGCCAGCAAGCAGGGAUCUGCUACAAAGCCCCAAGGGCCAAGCCCCCGUUGGUCUGGUCUGCCUCCUCCAGGCCUCUCUCCACCUUACCGCCCAGUGCCAUCACCACACCCACCGCCGCCGCCACCUCCACCGCCACCGCCACCACCAUUCAGCCCUCAAAGCCUCAUGGUGUCCUGCAUGUCAUCCAGCAACUUGCCGGGCAGUGCUGUCCAAGGCUCUCCCAAUGCCUUACUCUCGAGCAUGGUGUCCAGCAGCAAUGCUGCCCUGGGGCCCACCAUGCCCUAUGCCCCUGAGAAGCUCCCCAGCCCCGCUCUCACACAGCAGCCGCAGUUCAGCCCGCAGAGCUCCAUUCUUGCCAACCUCGUGUCCUCUACCGUCAAAAACCCUCAAGGACACCUGAUGUCUGCUCUGCCCACCAAUAACCCUGGGCCAUCGCCACCCUAUCGCCCAGAGAAGCUCUCGAGCCCAGGCCUGCCGCAGCAGUCCUUCACCCCGCAGUGCUCGCUCAUCCGGAGCCUCACUCCCACCGGUGGCCUGCUCAGCCAGCAGCAGCAGCAGCAGCAACAGCAGCAUCAGCAGCAGCAAGCAAACGCGAUCUUCAAGCCCGUGACCUCCAACUCGUCCAAAACCCUGAGCAUGAUAAUGCAGCAGGGGAUGGCGGGCUGCAGCCCAGGAGCACCAGAGCCAUUUACUUUUGGCAACACCAAGCCCUUGUCCCAUUUUGUUUCUGAGCCAGGCUCCCAGAAGAUGCCUCCCAUGCCUGCCACCUCUAGGCAGCCUUCCCUGCUCCACUACCUGCAGCAGCCGACGCCCACGCAGGCCUCCUCUACCACUGCCUCCUCCACCGCCACUGCCACCCUGCAGCCGCCGCAGCAGCCUGACCAUUCAUUCCUCCUGCAGCAGAUGAUGCAGACCCAACACUUUCAGCGACCACUGGCCUCGGAUUCCAUGCCUGCGCUGCCCAGACAGGGCUGUUGCCAUCUGUUUGCAUGGACUUCUGCAGCUAGCUCGGUGGAGCGCCAGCAUCAGCACUGGAACUCUUACACUAGCAGGCAAGAUCCUCACCCUGGAGACGUGGCACCAUCUAACAUUCAAGAGAAACAGAGAUCAGGUCUUAUGGCAAUGACCCCUGAACAGCAGAGUGCAUAUAUCGCCCAACAGAUGAGUCAAUUUCAAGCCGUCCAAGAACAAGUCACCUCCAAGUGUAGCCGGACCAAGGCAAGCCCCCCAUCCAGCCAGCACAUGAUGCCACCCAGAACUGGACUCCUUCAGAACAAUCUAAGUCCAGGAAUGAUCCCACCCACCAGGCGCCAGAGCCGUGAGGACGUGGGCAUGAUCUCACCAACUCCAGGGAAGCAGUGUGGAAUUUUCAACUGUAGCCCCCGGUUUCCCAUACCCUCACGUUCUGGCCAGAAGCCCCUGGGCAGUCUUGGCUCUGUCUACCGCCAUACGCAGAGCCCCAAGGCCAACCCUCGACGAGUGCCCCUGCCUGGGUUCUGUCCCAGCCUCCUAGGCAGCCAGGCCCUGAGUCCCCACCAGCUCAGACAGCCCAGUGUGCCAACAAUGCCCACUGUGUUCAACAAUGCCGCAUGGAUAGCCGUGGCAGCAGCUGCGACCACAACAGUUUCGAGGGAACCACACCCAAGCCAAGUAGAUAAUAGCAUUCAGCAGCAUUUUGAUAGCAACUCGAUCUUUGCCAAGGCACCUAUGGGAGUGCCACCCAUAGCCCCAGCAUUCCUGUCGCAGCAAGCAGUUGUGCCCCCCAAUCAGAUGGCCCCAGGAGGCAGGCCUGGCCAGAAGUUGAGUCCUGCCCUGGCCAGCUCCAGCUUCAGCCUGCUGGGCAACCAGAGCCUCAGGCAGAGCCCGGUGCGGGUCCCGGUGCCUGUACCGAGCACCACCAGGUCCCUCCAGCAGGGCAUGGCCAGCUUCCAUCCCAUGAGUCCCAUACAAGGCAUAGAGCCGCCAAGCUAUGUGGCCGCUGCUGCUGCUGCCGCUGCUGCUUCUGCCAUCACUGCCAGCCAGUUCCCGAGUCUGUUCAACAGAACGAGUACUCCCCCUGAGCUGCCACCCAACAUUUUGCCCCAGCCCCAGCCCCCACUAAACGAUCUGAUUUCACCACCUGACUGCAGUGAGGUGGAUUUCAUUGAAGCUCUCUUGCAAGGCUCCAGCGUGAGCCCAGGUGAAGACUGGGUGUGCAACUUGAGGCUGAUCGAUGACAUUUUGGACCAGCAUGCUGCUGCUCAAAAUGCUGCAGCCAAAAAGGUUGGCCAACUCCCCCAGAAUGCUGGGGAGCUUUAAAUCUAGCAGGCUGCCCAUAGAAGCCCCCAGGUUGGCAUCACUCUAGGGAGUGGCAUGAGCUGUAGCAAAUUCACACCUGGCCCCAGACAGCUGCAGAUGUCUCCUCAUUACCAUUUGAGUGGCACAAGCCCACACCCAUCCCUCUCUCUACCUGUGAUGAAAUGGAAAGCUGGUGAUUUUUCAAGCUACUUGUACAUAUUUGAAAAUUUUGUAAAUGGUUUUCCUAAACAUUAAUGACAGAAGUAUUUAUACUUCGUUUUGUGACUUUGUAAAUAAAGUGACGGCUUUUGUUUCAGUAGAGUUGUGUUUAUUAUGCAUUGUUUUGUGUUUAUUAUACAUUGUUACAAAUACACAGACUGUGUUGUUCGCUCCAGUGAUACCUUGUUGAGCUAGGUGGCUGAGUCGCUUAUGGUUUUGAUGCAAUGAGCGAUGUGGAUGUGACCAAGAGGUGUUGUGCAAACUGACAAAUGCCAAAUAGAAAACCACUUGGCCAUGUAUUUCCAAUUUUCACUAAAAAUUCUAUCGCCUUGUGUGGUUUUUAAUCUCUUUUGCAAACCUUUCAGUCUCCACUAGCUCUUUCCUAAUGAGCAUUUACGGAAGAAACCGUUUUGUCCUUAAGUGCCCCCCAGAGACACUUUGCCGAGAGGCUGAGAGAGUUUCUUACAUCCAGGAACGGUGCAGAGACAGCGGAAGCCGAGCACUGUCUGCGCCUCCACCUGGAGGAACUGGAGCGCCCUCCUACCUUUCUGGUUUAGGCAGAGAGAAGGUACCAGCAUUGUGUGCACCCUCGCAGGCUGAAGGCGAGCUGGUCCUGGGUGAAAGCCUUUCAGUAUUUGUUUUGUUUUAAGGCUCUGUGGUUUGGGGAAAAAAAAUAUGUAAACAUUAAUAGUUGAUUUGGGGCUUGUCUUUAAUGGUUUCUACCUGCAAUUAUCGUCAUGUAUAUUUAAAUGUCUGUUAUAGAAACCCACACCCACUGUCCUGUAAACUUUUCUCAGUGUCCAGACUUUGUGUAAUCACAUUUUAAUUGCCACCUCGUAUUUCGCCUCUACAUUUGAAAUCUGGCAUCUGUUUCCAGCCAGUGCGUUUUUUCUUCAUUCUGUAAUAAACAGCCAGGAGAAAAGUG
Lemur catta (Ring-tailed lemur) is the source of this 4628-nucleotide messenger RNA. It is a transcript of the gene MAMLD1, whose product is annotated as mastermind like domain containing 1. Gene Ontology annotation, biological process: regulation of transcription by RNA polymerase II. The record is from RefSeq and is a predicted model, not a curated record. Bases 344 to 3505 code for a protein of 1053 amino acids. Gene Ontology annotation, cellular component: nuclear body. The transcript has 6 exons. NCBI's taxonomy places the organism in Eukaryota, Metazoa, Chordata, Mammalia, Primates, Lemuridae.